Molecule: messenger RNA, 360 nt
Organism: Geodia barretti
Lineage: Eukaryota; Metazoa; Porifera; Demospongiae; Tetractinellida; Geodiidae
Source: the annotation of a GenBank genome assembly
CUGUCCAACUACUUCGCGGAGAAGGGGCUGGAGGACCUGGUGCUGGUGGCCGUCGACUUCGGCAUCAGCAAGCGGGCGCGGGACAUGGCGGGGCGACUGGGCGUGCCGGUGGCCGUCAUCGAGAAGCGCCGCACCGCCAACGACGACCGCUCCGAGACCCUCAACGUCAUCGGCGACGUGCGCGGCAAACGCGCCCUCACUUUUGACGACGAGAUCCUCACCGGCGGCACCAUCGUCAACGCGGCCAACGCCCUGCUGGAAGCCGGCGUACCGAGGUGUUCUGCUGCGCCACCCAUCCGGUAUUCGCGCCGGCCGCCCCCAGGCUCCUCAAGGAAAGCGCCUUCAAGGAAGUGGUGGUGA